GUCCAAAUUAUGUGAAGAUUUGUUUCUUUUCUCCUAAGCUCUUGUCCUUGAAGGUUUAGAGCUCACAAUUAAGGUACCUCAAGGUCAUGACGAAGUGCAGGUUCCAAAUGGAUACCACGGAUAGCAAAGCAUCCGUUGUUACAAAGGUCCACAACAUUGUGAAUGAGAGCACCUCCCACUCUUGUCCAUCACUACAGCAAAUCCCCCUCACUUCAAAUCCGUCCCUUCUCCUCCAUGUGCUCUCUUCCUACGGGCUGGAACCCAAGGAUCUGGCUGCUUUGGAGGUUGCAUGUCAAUUCUUCAGAAGGCCUGCAAAGUUUGAGCCAGAUGCCACGUUGUCUCUCCCUGAACUUGCAGCAUAUGAUACUUGCUGCCAAAAGGCCAUCUUUAAGUCAAUGGAGCAAAAGGAAAAAGACAGCUUGAAGCAGCGGUGCGGCGGCUCUUGGAAGCUUGUCCUUACGUACCUGUUGGUCGGCGAGAAGAAUUACCACCGUGGGAAAUCUCGGGUUGUAGCUGGACCAGGGCACACCAUCGCUGUCACAUCGAAGGGGGAUGUGUACUCAUUCGGCGCAAAUUCUUCAGGGCAGCUUGGGCUUGGGAAUACAGAAGAACAGUGCAAACCAUGCCUUAUUAGGUCUCUGCAGGGCAUCAGAAUCACACAAGCCGCAGUCGGUUCGAGGCGGACAAUGCUUGUAAGCGACACAGGAAGCGUGUAUGUGUUUGGACAGGAUAUUUUCGCGGGUUUAGAAUUUGCUGGUGAUUAUACCAGUAGCCCUAAGGUUGUGGAGUCAUUGAAAGGCAUAUUUGUAGUCCAAGCAUCUGUUGGAGGCCACUUCUCUGCAGUUCUGUCUAGAGAGGGUCAGGUUUACACUUUCUGUUGGGGGCAUGAUGCAAGGCUUGGUCAUCAUUCAGAUCCAACUGAUCUCGAGCCUCGCCUUCUCUCUGUACCGCCUAAGGAUGCUCUUGUUAUGCAGAUUGCCGCGGGCAACUGCUAUCUCCUUAUGUUGGUCUACCAACCUACUGGAAUGUCGGUCUACUCAGUAGGGUGCGGUGAAGGAGGCAAGCUUGGGCAUGGAUGCACGAUAAGCCUGACGAUCCCAAGGAUGAUCCAACAGUUCAAGACACUGAAGGUAAAACCGGUGUCGGUUUCAGCAGGCGCUUUCCAUUGUGCAGUUCUGGCAAGCGACGGACGUGUGUUCACCUGGGGAUGGGACUCCGACACUGGUUGUCUGGGGCACGAUGAUAAACAAGAAUAUGUUGUCCUCCCCACGGCAGUGGCAGGCUUGGGGUCGGUGAAGGCUACCUAUAUCUCAACUGGCUAUUGCUCCACCUUCGUCGUCACAGACAAUGGCGAUGUCUACUCCUUCGGGUGCGAUCAUUCGCGUAAUCUGGGUGUUAAGGCGGAUGUCGGCGAGGAUGUCAGGAUUCCCAAGCUAGCCGCCAAUCUGAAUGUUUCGCUGAAUGAAAAGGUUGUGCAGAUUAGCGCGACCAACACCUGGGACUGGCCUAGCCGAAGCCAAAAUCGGAUUACCUCUGAAUGUCAUACAUGCGUCCUCACCGAAUCCGGCAGGCUCUACUCUCUCGGUAGAGGUAGCGAGGGGCAGCUUGGUGUGAAGCUUGCUGAGGGACAGAAAAUUAGGCCGGCCCCAGAUGGUGUCGCCAUUGAUCUCGACUAG
Messenger RNA from Sorghum bicolor (sorghum), 1676 nucleotides. RefSeq names its product ultraviolet-B receptor UVR8. The record is from RefSeq and is a predicted model, not a curated record. Bases 87 to 1676 code for a protein of 529 amino acids. Lineage: Eukaryota; Viridiplantae; Streptophyta; Magnoliopsida; Poales; Poaceae. The transcript is spliced from 5 exons.